Molecule: messenger RNA, 1873 nt
Organism: Ectocarpus siliculosus
Lineage: Eukaryota; Phaeophyceae; Ectocarpales; Ectocarpaceae
Source: the annotation of a GenBank genome assembly
CAGUCCACAUCUCCUGCCUGUGUUGUCUCUCCAAGAGCGAAUAUAACCUACAGUUGGGAAAGAUGGGAGUCUCUCGCCGUUGCAGCGCACUGGCAGCAUUCGUGGCCCUCGCUGCUGUGUCUUCCGAGUGCCAGGCGUUCAUCAAUUGCUUUCUGCGAGCGGGGGAGCGAACACCGCCAUCAGAAGCAACCACUUCAACGACGAGCUUCAGGCACAGCAGCAGCGGGUGGUGCCGAAUGGCAAGGGCGAAGGACUGUGGGGCAUUGUUGAUGUCAGAAGUGGCGGAAGACUACCCUUCAGACACGGGAGAUGACAGAUUCGCUGGGGGGGCCGGAACGGCCGAACAAGAAAGGUUAGCCUUCACCGAGAAGGACACGCCGGAGGUCGCCCAGCUCAAGCUCGACCUUCUGCGCAUCGCUGCUCUCACCGGCAGGGGUCAGUUGGCCACGCCGGCAGAACGUGGGCGCGUGGAGGACGUCAUCUGGGAGCUGGAGAUGCGGACGCCAGUGGAGGACACGGCCACGAGCACGGCGUUGCUGGGGAGAUGGGCUCUAGUGUACGCCAGCGAGGACGCCACUCGAUCCAGCCCUUUCUUUUGGGCGUUCAGGAAAGCGACUGAGGGGAUUAAGCCUCCCUUCGGAGGGGGCGGCGACGGGGACAGCUUCGACGGCUCCACGGUCGCGGCCACGAUCUUCGCCAUCACCGACAGCCUCCCGGGCAAGAGCGUUGGCGAGGCGGUCCAGACCAUCACGGAGAAAGAGAUCAAGUCGGAGGUAGAGAUUUUUGCGGGGGCUAGCGCGGGUUCGGACAAGAGAGGGAAAGAGGGCCCGAACACGUUCCCGUCGUUCCGCAGCGUGAUGACCACGACGUCGGAGAUCACGGACGCUGCGGGCACGGAGACGAAGCUCAGGGUAGCCAAGACUCAGGUGCGAAAAAGCGCUCUCGGGCGGUUGCUGAAGCCGCUGUUCAACCUGGACAACAUAGAAUUCCAGACGGACAACUUGCUCACCCCACUCAAGGAGGGUUCCACCGAGGUGUCGAUGACCACGACGUACUUGGACGGGCUCCUCCGUGUGAGCCGCAACGAGCAAGGGCAGGUGUUCGUGUUUGCGAGGGAAGACGACGGGGAGUUGCGAUGAGAGAGAGAGGGCGUUUCGCUGUCGACGAAGAGGGUCCCCAGACUUCCUUGGCAUCGUGUGCUGUGUUUCGCGGUGCUCGCGGUGGAGGGGGGGUCGUAGGGGUCGUAGUUGUGUUUCUCUUUUGGCUGCUGAGAGAAGCAGCUGGAUAACAAUACGGGGUUUCCUUGCGAGGACGAAUAAGGUUCGUUUCUAUCCCCGCUCCCCCCGCCCCCGCCCCUUGCCGCCAUCAGUUUCGGCAGGGGGGCGGUGGGGCAAGCUUGCUAUUAAUCGCGGCGAUUGAGGCCACCAUGUCUGUUUUUUCCCGAGAAGACGAUAGUGUGCUUGUAGUAAAGAUAGUACAUUUCUACCGGAUACCAGAAUACGCCACCAGAGCUGCUGCUACCCAUGACAAAGCACGGGGAGUGGUUUACGAUGCCCUGUCGUGGUGCCCAACCUGGGGUAGAGGGGAUUGGUCGGCGACGAGGCCGUAGCGUUAUCCGUCUGUAUGACUCAACACCAAUGGUCACAAUUCCUUGCUGAUGACAUCCCUUGUUGUCAAAACUCUCCUUGGUUACCGUGACACCCGCGUCGGGCUUGCCGCUGCAGUUUUCACAUUUGCCAGCACCUCUUCUGUCUGAAGUAGACAUGUCUCCUCGGUGUUGGUUGCGCAGUUCUACGGGGGCCUACGCCCGCUUGACACGAAAGAAAGUUUUUGUGAGGAAAAUGGCGGUUCUCUUCACUGCUGUCUCACCGGC